GAAGGCUGCAUGCAACUCCAUCCUGGUUUUGGCAAGAGUAAUGGCUGGCCACAAAGACAAUGCAGACCAUGUUAACUGCUAACUGUGCCUGUGUUUAAGUGUGAUUCUACAGUGGAAAAUGGGGAAUUCAGAAAGCCAAUACAGUCUACAGGGAUCAAAAAAUCAUGCUGCUGCUACAGCCAGUGCCAAGCAGAAGCCUUGUUCUCUGAAAAUUCGCAGCAUUCAUGCUAAAGAUGAAAAGUCUUGCUCUAUGCAUGGAUGGGGGCAUACCAAUAGUGGCUCAAACUACAAAUCAAGGUCCCUUGCCAGAAGCUGCCUUUCACACUUCAAGAGUAGUCAGCCAUAUUCAUCUAGACUCAGUGACACUGUGGUGAAGGUCUCUAAAAGCAAUGCCCAUGCCAAACACAGGACAAAUACCUCAGGGGACUACUGCCAAGGAAAUAACACGGUGUUUUUGCCAGAGAAUGGUUUCCACUAUAUCGGCCUUCAAGCUGGAAGUAAUCACACUGCCUCUCGAGAAUGCAAUGGGCACAUUUUAAAUUGCUACGGAAAGAAUGAGAGUCUUGCAUCAACCUCCCCAUCAGAGGACAGGAGAAGUCCAAAAGUUCUCAUUAAAACAUUGGGGAAGCUGGAUGGUUGUUUGAGGGUUGAGUUCCACAAUACCAGCAACAGCAAGGUACCGACUGAGGAGUCCAGUGGUCCAGUCCAGUUGCUGAGGUAUUCACCUGCCUUGGAAUCUAAGCCAAAUAACCUGCUCGACGUCAGGAGGAACUCCAGUGCAGACUGUUCUUCAAGCCAUCGUCUGUCACCUACUGAUUCAAGGCUUCGAUCUAGUAAAGGAAGCUCCCUCAGUUCUGAGUCUUCAUGGUAUGACUCUCUCUGGGGAAAUGCUGGGGAUAUCAAUGAACUGGAUGGUCCGUACUUGACCAGGAGCACUCCAGAUACAAGCAUUCAUGCCAGUUUCCCAGCAGGCGACAACAAGAAGUCCUUCAACCAAAGUUCAUCUCUUUCCUCACUUCGAGAUCUCUAUAAGGAUACAAAUUUGGAAAGCACUCCUCUACCUGGGAUCAGGCUGUCUGACGAGUACAUUGACACUCAUGGAAGCCUAUGCAACCGUGUCUCAUUUGCCUCAGAUAUUGAUGUUCCCUCCAGGGUAGAGCAGGGAAGUCCUGCACAUUACUCCUCCUAUACACUCCCAUGCAGAAAGUCCAAGCCCCUCAGUGAGGAUGCAUCCAAGAAGGAUACAUUAAAAAACCGAAUGCGACGCAUCAGUGACUGGACAGGAAGCCUCUCGAGGAAGAAAAGGAAGCUGCAGGAGCCCAAGUGUAAAGAUGGGAGUGAAUACUUUGACAGCAGAAUGGACAACUUCACUACAGACACGCUGGCACCGUCACAGCUCUCUGCUUUGCUGUGGUCACCCGGCUCCAGCCAUGUCCUGUCCCAGAGAAGUGAGUCCACCAACGCGGUCAGCAGUGAUGCCCUGAGGCAGAACAUUUAUGAAAACUUCAUGCGGGAGCUGGAGAUGAGCAGGACAAACCUGGAGAACACUGAGACUUCGUCAGAAACGGAGGACUCCAGUGGCGAGUCCCUCAGCUCCUUGGAGCAGCUGGAUUUGUUGUAUGAGAAAGAGCAAGGAGUGGUGCGCAAGGCAGGGUGGCUGUUCUUCAAGCCCCUGGUGACCCUGCAGAAGGAGAAGAAGCUGGAGCUGGUCACACGGCGGAAGUGGAAGCAGUACUGGGUCGCACUCAAAGGUUGCACUCUGUUGUUUUAUGAGACCUAUGGAAGGAACUCGAUGGAGCAGAGCAGUUUGCCUCGAUACGCCCUGUUUGCAGAAGACAGUAUAGUUCAGUCUGUUCCAGAACAUCCCAAGAAAGAAAACGUGUUCUGUCUCAGCAAUUCUUUUGGAGAUGUCUACCUAUUUCAGGCAACAAGCCAGACGGAUCUAGAAAACUGGGUUACUGCCAUACAUUCAGCCUGUGCUUCCCUCUUUGCGAAGAAGCUUGGUAAAGAAGACACCAUUAGGCUGCUGAAAAAUCAAACCAAGAGUCUCUUCCAGAAGAUUGAUAUGGAUGGCAAGAUGAAAAAAAUGGCAGAAUUGCAGCUCUCAAUUGUUAGUGAUCCAAAAAACAGGAAGGCCAUAGAGAAUCAGAUCCAGCAAUGGGAACAGAACCUGGAAAAAUUUAACAUGGACCUUUUCCGAAUGCGAUGCUACCUAGCCAGUUUGCAAGGUGGGGAGCUCCCAAACCCAAAGAGCCUUUUGGCUGCUGCCAGUCGUCCUUCAAAAUUGGCACUGGGGCGACUUGGCAUUUUCUCUGUCUCAUCCUUCCAUGCACUGAUCUGCUCCAGGGAUGAAGCUGCUCUCAGGAAACGUACCCUAUCUCUGUCACAAAGGGUCCGAAAUAAGAAGGGUUUAUUUUCUUCGCUAAAAGGACUGGACACAUUGGCAAGAAAAGGGAAAAAUUCUAUAACUCAGCAAGUCGAUGACUUUUUGAAUGUCUACUGCUCAGUGCCAGAGAGCAUCCAGAAGGAGAGUGCUUGGGAAACACAGACGUAUGUUCACUUCUGUGAUGGCCAAGGAGUGGCACUGACUCUCAAGCCAGAGCACAGGGUGGAAGAUGUUUUGUCUUUGGCAUGCAAGAUGAAACAGCUGGAGCCAAGACAUUAUGGCCUACAACUCAGAAGACUGAUUGAUGAAAAUACUGAGUAUUGUGCUCCUGAACCAUAUGAAUACAUAGUAGACCAGGAAAGUGUGUAUGAUGAAAUAGAAAUUUGUCCGUUAAAUGUUUAUCACAUUCAUCUUACAAAGACUGAAAAUAUAAGUGAUUUUGGCUUUGCUGUCACAGCACAAGUUGACGAAAGUCAGCAUCUCACCCAUAUACUUGUAAGUGAUGUUCUCCCUGAUGGACUGGCAUACAAGGAAGGGCUCCGAGUAGGCAAUGAAAUCCUGAGCGUAAAUGGAGAGGCAGUGUCUGAUCUUGACCUCAGGCAGAUGGAGUUACUGUUUUCAGAAAGAAGUGUAAUGCUCACUCUGAGAAUGAACCAGUAUGGGACUCAGCAACCCUUGUGUGCAUCCUGGUCUGAUGGUGACAUUUCCAGGGAUCCAAAGAGUUUGUUGCCCCCUCCAAACCAGUCACAGCUCCUGGAAGAGUUUCUAGAUAACUUCAAAAAGAACACAGCAAAUGGUAAGAAGUUGACAAUAAUCCCCUUAAUUUCACUUCACUCUUGG
Molecule: messenger RNA, 3226 nt
Organism: Nestor notabilis (Kea)
Lineage: Eukaryota; Metazoa; Chordata; Aves; Psittaciformes; Psittacidae
Product: T-lymphoma invasion and metastasis-inducing protein 2-like
Exons: 12
Biological process (GO): small GTPase-mediated signal transduction; activation of GTPase activity; positive regulation of axonogenesis
Cellular component (GO): membrane; synapse
Molecular function (GO): guanyl-nucleotide exchange factor activity; protein binding
Source: RefSeq, a predicted model, not a curated record